UCAAAAAUUUUAUGCAUUAAAAAGACGCGAGAAAACGGUGAAAACAUCGUUUUUGAAGGAAAAUUAUUUUCAAUUUUGUGAGUUUAUUGAAAACGUAUACUACAUAGUUACGAUUCUAAUUCACCAUAAUCCAUAAGUAUGGCUGACGAAGGUAAUGAGGAUAGUUGGUUGUACGGAAAUACAAAUGCCGACGGGAAAAACGGUGACAAAGGUGAAAACGGAGAGGGCGACGACGGUGCAAAAGAUGGGCCUUUGGAUGAAACGGAUCAUUCGCAAUGGGAAAUCGAGGAACCGAAUCGUGCAAGUAAACGACCUCGGAGCAGUUUUUCCGACGAUGAACAUCAUCAGCACGAUGACAAUGCGAUGGAUUCAAGCGAUCUCGGUCAGUCCCGGGCUGAUUCUAUCCGGAGGGAUGAUUCCCACGGAGAGGAGGAUUCACAUCUGCAAGAAGACGAGAGUCAUGAUCAGAGCCAGGCGGAGAAGGUAAAUAGGAGUGAUGGCGAAAUGGAGACCGACGAUAGCGAUGAUGAUGACGACAUUAAUGUUGUUAUUGGAGAUAUAAAAUCUGGUCCAAGUUACAACAUUAUAAAACAGCGUGGCCCCAUAGUUGCUCCGCAAGUGGCACAGGCAGCUCCUGGUCCGGACAAGGCUAAGCAGCCUGCUGGAAAGUUCAGCAUAGAUGAAUUCGAAAGCGUCGGUACUAUAAACGGAGUCCCAGCGCAUGAGUUCAGCAUCGAUUCUCUGGAAGAGAAACCAUGGCGUAAGCCCGGAGCAGAUAUCACUGAUUACUUCAAUUAUGGAUUCAACGAGGAAACAUGGAGAGCUUACUGCGAGCGACAGAAACGAAUGCGGAUGCAUGAGAGUGGAGUCGGAUUGCAAGGCUUGACCAUUAACAAUCCCCAGGCAGCGCAAAUGCAGAACAACUGGAGGCAAGGCCCUCCGCCACCUAGGAAGAUGAACAACGGAAUCGAUGUCAUUGGUCAUAUGGGCAUGCAUCCGAGACCUGAACCAGAUAUGAUGCCACGCCAUCCAAAGGAAAAUAUUAUCCAGGUCAUGACUGCUGAUCGUCGUGAAUACAGUCGAACUGCUUCUAAAUUCGAUUCCCCAAUGGGCCCGCCGCCGUUCGGCGCGCCUCCGGAAUUCUAUCACAAUGAACCUGACUAUGGUGAUUAUGGAUAUGAACCGACUCAGGAAUCACAGUGGAAUCCGGAACCGAACUGGCAGCCACAUGGCAUAAAAACUCUUACACCGGGCCCUCCACCACAAAUGAUGCCCCCAGGAAUGGGUAUGCCUCCUCCGCACAUGGACAUGAUGCCACCACCAAUGCAACCUGGCAUGAACAUGGGUCAUCCCGGAAUGGGGCCACCCGGAAUGCGUGGUCAUGACCGUGAACGUGAUCGGGAGCGGGAGCGUAAUGAAAGGGAUCGUGAAAGAGACCGCAGUGGACGGCCCCGAGAUCGUGAACGUGAGCGUGAGCGUGAGCAUCGACGUGAACGAGAAAGAGACCGAGAACGCGAAGUAUCUAUCAGCAAGCCGGAACCUCCAGAAAUCGAACGAUCGCGUAGCGAAAAGCCGGAACGUGAAGCCGAUAAGGAGAAACGCUCGUCCAAGUCCGACCGCCACAAGGAAAGAUACCGCGAAAGAUCUCGCAGUCGUGAGAAGUCCAAAGCCAGAAGGCGGUCCCGAAGUCGCGAACGCGAUCGCCAUGGCAGCCGCUCGGAUAAAAAGAAAUCGCAUCGCAAGGAUAAGGAUGAACCAGAAUAAGAAGUUCAGCAUUUUCCUUAUCAGCAAUAUGAAAAGAAACAUAUUGAAGAAUUAAAAAAAAAUACAAAAUAAAGUUUAAUAAUUAAGGAA
Armigeres subalbatus is the source of this 1854-nucleotide messenger RNA. It is a transcript of the gene Fip1, whose product is annotated as pre-mRNA 3'-end-processing factor FIP1. Gene Ontology annotation, cellular component: mRNA cleavage and polyadenylation specificity factor complex. The record is from RefSeq and is a predicted model, not a curated record. The transcript is spliced from 3 exons. Bases 139 to 1764 code for a protein of 541 amino acids. NCBI's taxonomy places the organism in Eukaryota, Metazoa, Arthropoda, Insecta, Diptera, Culicidae.